Molecule: messenger RNA, 4266 nt
Organism: Cheilinus undulatus (humphead wrasse)
Lineage: Eukaryota; Metazoa; Chordata; Actinopteri; Labriformes; Labridae
Gene: zdhhc7
Product: zinc finger DHHC-type palmitoyltransferase 7
Exons: 8
Coding region: 244-1206 (320 amino acids)
Biological process (GO): protein targeting to membrane; peptidyl-L-cysteine S-palmitoylation
Cellular component (GO): Golgi apparatus; endoplasmic reticulum
Molecular function (GO): protein-cysteine S-palmitoyltransferase activity
Source: RefSeq, a predicted model, not a curated record
ACUACCAACCCGUUGUUACAGCGAUGUGGUACCGCUGCUGCGGGCACAGCUGAGCCGGAGCUGUUGAAUAGCUCAAACGGGACCUCAAGAUGUAUUAACAAAGAGUCAAGAACAAAAUAAAUAAGGAUUAUUGAGGUGCCACCCUGCCCGUCACUACGCAUAUGCACUUUUUUCUACAUGAUGGUCCAGGAAAUAAACACCACAGCAUGUUGCUAUUGUGAAGAAAAAACUUACUAGGGUAGGAUGCAGUCUUCAAACCACCGACUGCGAGAUAUGGAGCAGCACCACCCGCUGCUGUCGGCAGGUUCAGAUGUGGAGGCAGGGAGCCUGUCAGCCAGCGUCAUGGUUGGGGGUCCACACGCUAGCCAUGCAGCAGGAAACCGCACUCUGUGGUUUAUUCAGGACAGCUGUGGGAUGGUGUGCGCAACCAUCACCUGGUUUCUGGUGUUCUACGCAGAAUUUGUGGUGAACUUUGUCAUGCUACUGCCCGGCAAGAACUUCUGGUACUCGCUGCUGAACGGGGCCGCCUUCAACUCCCUGGCCGUGCUGGCAUUGGCCUCACAUCUGCGCACCAUGCUGACUGAUCCAGGUGCAGUCCCUAAGGGCAACGCAACCAAGGAGUACAUGGAGAGUUUACAGCUGAAGCCUGGUGAGGUCAUCUACAAGUGUCCAAAGUGCUGCAGCAUUAAGCCUGAGAGGGCACACCACUGCAGUAUUUGUAAAAGAUGCAUCAGGAAGAUGGAUCACCACUGUCCCUGGGUCAAUAACUGUGUGGGAGAAAAGAAUCAGAGGUUCUUUGUACUUUUCACUAUGUACAUAGCUUUGAUUUCAGCCCAUGCCCUGGCCCUCAGUGGUAUGCACUUCUUCAACUGUAUUAAAGUCCAGUGGAACGAGUGCAGUGACUUUUCUCCGGGGGUAUCUGUGCUGCUGCUGAUCUUCCUCUGUCUUGAAGCCAUCCUCUUCCUCACGUUCACAGCUGUAAUGUUUGGUACGCAGAUCCACUCCAUCUGCAAUGAUGAGACAGAGAUUGAACGCCUCAAAAAUGAGAAGCCCACGUGGGAGCGACGCAUGAGAUGGGACGGGAUGAAGGCUGUGUUCGGGGGUCCCCCCUCCUUGCUGUGGUGUAAUCCAUUUACAGGCCUGCGUCUGCGGCGUCUGUUGCUGGUGACCCACGGUCGCCGUAGUGGGUCUGAGUUUUCUGUCUGAGAGCAGAGCAGACCAAAGCAGCUAAACAACACUCGUCUGCCUCUUGAGCAAUGUGUUGUUUGUUUGUAAGGGAGCUGAGAUGAGCCUCCGCUCCCUGAAGCUGUUCUUUAUGUGUGGGUGACACACAGACAGGCUGCUCCAGUGCAUCACAACCACCGUUUGUAUUGUCAUCUCACAUUCUGAAAGAGACCCAGCACCUUUGGUCUGCACGAGAGACUACAACUGGGAAAUUGUUUGAAACAUAAGCAACUUUUUGUGUGUUUUAGGUAAGCAUGCAGUUUGUAACUCAACUGAGUCUUUUAUUCUUUGUGAGACCAUCAAAGGUGCGGAUGGAGCUCAAUCCAUGCACCUUCAGUCGCAGCUGCAGCAGUUCGAUCAUCACAAGACAAAUCAAGUUCAGUGGAAUGCUUGAAACCGUUUUAUUGGACCCAGACAGAGGAACUAUGGUCAAGGACAUGCAUUACUUACAUGGCACUUGAGGAAAACAUUUGGAUGUGGAGCACAGAAGACAUCAGAAACAGAACUGUGCUGCCUAGAUUUGCAUGUGUAACAGUUCAAUCAGUCAGGAUCUCAGUAUGAAAUCGAGGCUCUAACUAUGUUUGGAUGAAUGAACAGCAAAAUGUGAACACAAGCCUCAAUCUUAUUCAGAAAGACUGAGUGGCUUCUCCUAUGUCCUCAUCUUCUUUGUCAUGUUUCUGUCCUCAUGCUGAAAUUGUUUUGGGGGGCUACUUUGGCCAGUAAAAAAAAAAAAAAAAAAAAAAAAAAAAAAAUAUUUUUGUAUAACUGUCAGCGCCUCUAUCAUCACAGUGACUACAACUCAACAAUUGACUGUAAAGAGUCUCUGGAAAGGAACACUUUUGUUCCAAAUGUUCAUUUUGGAAAUACAAAUCACAUUUUUGUAUUAUUUGUCAAGUCCCUGUAAAUUUAGUAUUCCUCCCCUCCUUCAUGCUGCUCUAAAUCUUAUUUUCUGCGAAUUAUCGAUAAACCCAGACCACUUGUUUGCCUCUGUUUUCAUAUCGCAAUUCAGGUAGAACUUAGCCUGCUGAAAAGUCUGAAUGUUACUUAGUAUUAAUUCACUCACACAGUCUUUCCCUGUGUGGGCAACUAUCGCCUGAUUCUGUUUUCAGUUGGAAUCCAUAUGUAAGUACAGUCGGGUAAACUAUAUUGUAUUUAAACUCUUAGUAACAACUAUACGACCUCCUGAGACAGAGCAGGGUCUCAGACAUGGUGGCUUUGCAUGCACCUCAGCCAAUCUGUGUUACCACAUUUUAAAAACAGAACUGAAAACAUUAGCACAACCUCCCUUAACUCUUUUUUUGGGCUCAUUCUGGUCUUGAAGGCCAGACUCCAUUGUGCAGCCUGCCUACACGAUUACAAAGGAGCUGCUUUGCUGAAAGAGGCUGAGGUAGCCGGUUUAUUAUACAAGCUUUAAUACUGAACAAAGUCUGGAGGAGCUCGGCGGAUGCUUGAGAGGCCUUUCCUACUUCACUCCAGAAAUAUCUAGCCACAGAAGAGUAGUUGAUUCUAUUCCAGUAUUAUUAGAAUACUUACUCCUGCCUUCAACUUCAUACAGUCAAGUGAAAUUAUCAGCUUUUGUAUUGCCAUAUUUAUGAAGUGUUCUCCCAUAUUUGACGACCUAUUUAGACAUAAUCAAUGGGCCUCUUCACACUGGAAAACGGCUUUUUGAAUCUAAAGUUCAGGAUUAAAUGUCUUACUGGUUUUAUCAAAGUAUUGUCAAAGUCUGUUAUUUUGACAACAUACAAUACUGCUGUUCUCAUUUGUGGCCGUCAGAAGGAACUCCGUCUCCACUGUUUACACUAAAGGAUCAUAUCUGUUGCUCUAUGGCUAAACCAUGUUGUAAUUAGAAUGUAAAACACAUCUUUUUGUGGGUUUAAGUGACACAGCACUAAAACUGUUAUCAGGGUUUUUUUUAAUGCUGCACUCACAUGCAUCAUUUUAUUCUGCAGAACUGCAUGACCUUACCAACAGUUCUCUUAUUGCUUUUGCUAUUGUUAUUGUUUGCCAAAUAGCAGUUUCUUAUUCAUGCAACAUCAUUCUUUUUCUUAAUUUGGUCAUGUUUUGUUUAAACUUAACUAUAUUUUAAUUUUGGUCAAAUGCAAAGAAGUAAACAUUAACCAACCGUACACAAAAAGUGUCUUUGAGAGCUUUUACAAGCUGUCUGUUUGAUUUCUAUGUUUGCAGGAUAAUAAUCACUUUCUAUUUGAUAGUUUCACACACAAUUUGUUAUUAUUAAACAAUAGUUGCAGGUUGUAGUGGUAAAAUCCAUCUGGAGCCAGUGAGGAUUCUCAGUGAGUCAGAUGAAUAAUAAAUGUGAACAGAAAAGAUAAACAUCUGAAGGAGUGUGUAAGGUAAUGUUGGCAGUACUAAUACACUGAAACAUUAAACCUUUAGAUGUUUAUGUUGGACCUAGCAGGACAUCCGUGCCAGUUUUUGGCUCAUUUUGGAAUGACAGAUUUGCUGUGUAGAAUUGAAAUCAAUAUCAGUGGUGACUGGUGUGUUUUGUGCAAUAAUUUGGGCUUGGUUAAUGUGAACAAGUAUUUCAGAAUAGGUUAUUCUUGAUCCAUGAGCCAACUCAGAUGCUGAACCUAUAAAGGCUUAACAUUGGAGUUUAUACAGGGUAUGUAGGUCGACAUUUAUGAUCAGAGAUCAAAUCAAAGAACAAUUCAAAGAGUGGAACCCAGUGUGGUAUUUUCAUUGCUUCCUGCUGAAGCCGUAAGUAACCUUGGGGAGAGGAUUUUUUGACUGUGCAAGAUUAUGUAAUACAGUGCAACACUAUUCUGUCAAAGGCUUUUUUCCUAAUGCAGAAAACGUAGGAUAAAGAACAUUGUACGUUGUGAUGCUUCUGAGCGCUAUAGUGGUGUGACUACAGACUUAACCAGUAACAUCUCCAUAUACAGCUGAGAAAGGAUUUGUUAGCUGCUCUCCUGAGUGAAUGUUUCCACAAGGAGAAAGGCCAUCAGAUUUAUAAGUAUAAAGGUUGCUAUUAACAGUAUAAAAGGAAUGUUUUAUUGAAGUUUUUUAAUGGUGUCAUAAUCUUAU